Molecule: messenger RNA, 5123 nt
Organism: Planococcus citri (citrus mealybug)
Lineage: Eukaryota; Metazoa; Arthropoda; Insecta; Hemiptera; Pseudococcidae
Product: GATA zinc finger domain-containing protein 14-like
Exons: 5
Coding region: 797-4297 (1166 amino acids)
Source: RefSeq, a predicted model, not a curated record
UUGAAAUGUCCGAUCACCUCAUUUUGAAAAAUUGCGUAAUAAUUUUUACGCUAAUUAUAUUUUCCUGCAUGUACUUACUGUUGAACAUGACAUUCUUUCAACGUGGUUUAUGUGCUCUCUUCAGUAUUGACGGGAAAUCACAAAACUGAAGAAACCAUUACAUAAAGCCGCGAUUUGAAAAAAAAUAUUCAACUUAAAUUGAUUCAAUUGUUCAAAAAAAAAACUUGAGUCUGAGUCAGGAUUAAUUAGAGAAGAAAUACAAUGGGUGUGUAAUCAGUCGUAUGUAUAGAUAUUUUUUGGUAAAAUAAAAUAAUGCAAUAAAUAAUAAUACAUCAAACAUUCAUACUAGUAAUUAUUCAUCGAUUUUCGUCUAGACUAGCUCGGAGGAAAACGAAAGUCGAAUACAAAAUUAGCAAAAAAUUUCAACUCCAGUAAUUACACGAGUAAUUACACCUAUAAGUCAGAAGUCGAGCGUUUCCUUGUCUUCCUACGAUUGGUUGAUGAAUUAUUACCAAUUCUAAGGCGACAUGUGAUUGGUUCAACAAGUGUCAUAGCUGUAUAACUGGCGGCAUUUUUGAAUUUAAUUUGUUUCUGAAAAUCACACAAUCUGAUAUGUCAGCGCGUUGUAUUGCGACACAUGCGCAGACAUCUUAAACUGCCGGUGGUGGCGGCGUGAAUUUCUAUUUUGGUUAGGUUAGAAUGUUAUAGUUCUAGUUCGGUAUGUGAACAUAUGAUUAUUAAUUUUAGGGUUUUCUUAUUUUAAUUAAUUAUAAAUUAAUGUGAUGCAAUCAGCAUCAUGACUGAAAGACGUAAAGAAGAUACUUUGGUUAAACUAAGCAGUUUGAGCUGGCAGAGAAAAUUGAACGAACGUAAUUCUUCCCCGAAAUGUGUGUAUAACAGUGAUAAUGCCCAGUUUUGGAAAUCUGACGCAAAACCGAAUUCUGAUUCAGAAUCACGACCCAAUGAAUACAAUAACGAAUUACAUAUCAAUCAAACACCCUCUUUCAAGACUAAAAAUGGGUUCACGCGUGCUAAACAAGAUGAAGACGAUCGCUUCUUCAACAAUGAUAUCAAAAAGUUUGACACAGCCGAAGAAACUUCCAUAGAUCAAGGAUAUGAACGCCAGGCUAAGAAUAAAAAUGAUCAUGGAUCAAUAUACCGGAAAGACGAAAAGGAGAAUUUGAAUAUUCAAAGAAAUGAAUAUAGAAAUCACUCUGGUCAGCACUUCAAUUCGCAGAAUCAAAAAUAUUCCAGAAACUUUGACAAUAAAUCACCUAAUCAUGAUCGAAGUGAAGGUGAAAACGUCGGUAAGAAAGAUCAGCGGUAUUCUCGUCAGCCGCAGUCGCGGAAUUAUAAUCAGAAUAAUCGUGGCUAUAAUCGUACUCAAGAGAGGUCCAAUCAACAGAAUAAUUAUAACCGGAAUGAUGCUAAAAAUCGAAGCAACUAUCAGAACACUCCCCGAAUCCAACAUUUUCAGAAAAAUAGCGAUAAUAAUGCUGAAGAAUCUUCACGUUCGAAUGAGAAUUCUUUUUCUCACGUUUCGUCUAAUUAUUCGAAACAAGGAUCUGGUCUUACUCAAGAAAAGUCCACUCCCGGAAUACACUAUCAACGGCGUUUUCCAUCGAAAACGAGUAAUAAGAAUUGCAGCUUUAACGUUGCGAAUAAUCAGUCUGCUAAAUCCAUUGCCGAAAAUUUCUUCUCUCAAACUGAGCAAUUCGCUCAGUUGAAUUUGUCUUCGGAAAACUGUACUUCGAGCUUGGAGAAUAUUUCCAAUCAUUAUCAGAACUUCAAUAGUGCUGAUAAUUACUCAACUCAUUCUUUUUCGGAUCAGUUUACUGCUGGAAUUAGCGAACCCGUUCCUACUAAUGUGCAUCCGAAUGAUACGUUCCGAACAAGCAUUCAGGUGAAUCAAUCAUCGAACAUUCCUGUUACAACUGCCAAUUUCGUCGAUAGUUAUGUUUCAUCGGGUCAAUCACGGGUAAACAAUAAUUUCGCUGAUUGUUCGUAUUCCAAUCAAAUCACCGCCAGUUCAUCAAGUCAGUCGUUGAUGAAUGAUAACUUCUGUGAUUGUUCCUGUUCACGUCAAAUCGCCGCAAUAAGACCACCGAGCCGAUCAUUGGUCAGCAGUAAUUUCGCCAGUGGUUCUUAUUUGAAUCAAAUUACCGCUGAAAAUCCUUCAAGUCCAUCAAUGUUGAACGAUAAUCUUACUGAUGGCUCCUAUUUGAAUCCGGUCUCCGCAAUAAGGCCGGCGAGUCGAUUAUUAGCGAAAGGUAAUCUCGUCAAUUUUCCUUAUUCAAAUCAUAUCACCGCCGGAAAUUCUCCAAGUCAGUCGCUGAUGAAUGAUAAUCUCAGUGAUUAUCCUUAUUCUAAUCAGAUCGCCCCAAUAAGGCCACCAAGUCGAUCAUUGGUGAACGGGAAUUUCACCAACUGUUCCCGUCAGAAUCCGGUUCUUGCAACGUGCGCUCUUCCGAAAGAUGAAGUUAGUCAGUUCGGCAAUAAAUAUACUUCAAACGAUGUUAUUUCGACUACGUUUUCUUCGCUGUCUCCACAUGUAGCGGAUUUCAUUCCUAGACAAAAUCGAAUUCAGAAUUCCAACCAAAUGGAAUUUCCUAGUGCUGCGAAUCUUCAAUUAGAUGGUAAUUUGGAGAAUACGUACGCAUUUUCGUCAUCGACGCUGAACAACAGUCAACAUCGAAAUGCGACUUGGUCAUCUCAAAGCAAUGUUUCGAGUUGCAACGAAACUAUAAAUUUCCGUAAUGGCGUCGAAAUGUUACCGACAUUUUUUCAAAAUGAUUCCAGUGUAGGAUUAAGCGGAGUUUUCAGUCAGCAACAGACAGCAGCUCCUGACACACCGAGGGACGGUCAGUUGUUCAAUUUUAACGGACAUAUGGUGAAUUUAUCGGGUAAAGAUAAUCAACCAGUUGUUAACGAGUAUGCUCCUUCUUACGAUAACGCUCAAAAUAUUUACUCGCACCCGAACAAUUCGAUCGAUGGUCAGUUUAAUUACGAUAUCAACGGAAGCCCCGGUACUGAUAAUUAUCCUGAAAACCUCAGUUUCAAUAAUCAGCAAAUCUCUAAUAUAUUACAAAUAGCUAGUUUGAAUUUGGAUCAGGAAUCUAUUUCGAUUCCCCCUUCAGGCUGUCAACGUAUUAACGACAUGUUUCAAAUGGCUGAUGUCAACGUAAAUGUGAACGAGAAUAUUGUCGGACAGACGAACGCAUCAAUUUUAUCACAAACCGUCGUUAACAACCCGUCUAAUCUAUCACAUUGCGAAGUAAGGCGAAAUUCACGUGUGAACAUAAUGCAAGAUUAUUAUAUGAAACCAGCUGCUGACGUCGCGAAUAAUUUGAAAUCUAACGAAUCCGAAGAAUUGAAUUCCACACUAGAAAAAGUAGCUCAGCAGUUAUUUAACGUAAACAAGUACGUUACUAAUGCUGAAAUGAACACUGGAACGAUUACGACUAAAGAUACAGUUUGCGAUUCUAAUAAUUCGAAACAAUUCAAUAUGGCAUCGUUUAAACGGUAUAAAAGUGAACAGGAGAAAUAUCGACAGUACGAAAAUAUAUCCAUCAAUAAUGGAAAUAAUACUUUAUUGUCGUCCAGUGGUUCGAAUACCUAUUACGAAAAUUCAUUCAUGCCGGUUCCUGCGGAAACAUGUAAAUCAUAUGAAUCUUUCCCAUCCCAGAUCCCUGUUAGCUCUAAUUUCAUCUCAAAUCAAGAUCAACAGUUCCUUAUGGGAUCAAGAUAUUAUGACGGAAACCUGAAUAAUAAUUCAGUAUUGCCAACCGAAGUCGUCACAAAUAUGAAAACUUCUGAAGCUAGCCUGACGAACAAUUUUAAACAAAAUUACGUUCAUGGACGGAAUAAUAUUCCGAUGAAUUCAGCCGAUCGGAAUAAUUACGCGAAUAUGUCUUUUGAAACCGGUAGAUCGCCCUAUGAUCGCCAGAUCAGAAAUGAAUCCACUCGAAAUAACACUAAAAGAUUGUUCAACAAUCAAGUCCGCAUUACAAAUGAUAAACCUGUCAAUUCGAUGAUCUUUAAUGUGAAAGACGAUUGCUACACCAAUUUUAACCAAAAAGCUCGUCAGAGAGACUUCGGUAAACCGAAACCUGAUGUCGCUCUGGGUAAAGCUCCAUCAGUGGGUAUAUUGAAAAAAUCCACCAACUCAGUUUUGGAUACUACUAUCCAGUUUCAGAGAUCUCCAAAAGAUCAAAAUGCCGAUGAUUCUUACAAUUCAUCGAAAGAAAAUUCGCUCUCAAGCAAACGAGUUUCUUUUUUACUCGAAAAUCUCCAGUGAAUGGUACAUAAUAGCAUAAUAGAAGUUUACAAACGACAUUUUUAGACUUAUCAGUUUUUUUACCGACUUUAGGUACUAUUUUCGUUUCUUUAUUAUAAUUUUUUUAUAAAUAUUCAGUUUUAAGGUUUUAUAUGUACUUACUAUCUCAAGAAUUUGUGCUUCACUCGUCAACGUAGUACAUCAAGUGCGAAGAUUAUAAAUAGACGAAUUAGUUUACUAAUUGAAAAUGCAAUGAAAUAUCGAUCUAUUUCCUUUUCUCAUUUUUUUACGUAUAAAUCGAUGGAAUCUAUAUUUUAGAUAAUAAUUACCUACUAUUAAUUAAUUUUUAAUCACUAGAUUUAUUUACGUUCGUUUGACGAUUUAAUACAUCGAACGACUACCUGAAAAUACUAUUCUUUUUUAUUUUACUUUAAGAAAAGUAUUUGAACUUUUGUUACUUCUUUUUCCUUUUUUUGAAAUUGAAAUGAUCUAUACUAUAUUAUACAUAUCUUGCGCGUUUGUUUAUUAAGUUUGUAUUUGUUUUGUUAUCAGUUCUUAUUCCUUUUUUUAGAAUAAAUGCCUUUUUAUUCGUAUAUAUGUAAGAAUUUUCGUUGCGAAUUUGAAAUAAUGGCAUUUGAAAAACUAAAAUUUGAAUCGCGAUGUAUUUUUUGAUGGCAAAUAUCUUUGUAAAAAUUUAUCAAUUUGGAAUGUUUUUUCCCUGUUAUCAUCGUAUAGGUACUUGCCAAAAAAAAUUGGUGUUCUUACGGUUGGUAAUUUUCUGUGCAACUAUGCAUGAUCGGAAUGUUGGAUUGUAAUCGAAAUUGAAAAAUAUACAGAGUUAAAAGUA